AAUGCAUAAAUUUAGGGUCCCUUAAAUAGCAGCUCCCAAAGACUCGAGCAGUCCAUAGCCAGUUCGAUUUUGGUUUCUAAUGGCCAGUCUUCAGUUCCACGGCAACUUCGAUGCGGACAUCAGGUAUGAUAUUAGUCUGGAUCCGGCCAGGGAAUCGAAUCUUUUCCUGCUGAUGAGAUUGCAGUUGGCGAUGGGUAUGAAACCAUCUCCUCGGGUGCCCAAAUGCUGGCCAAAGUGGGUGCAAAUGGUGGGCAAACUUCUGGCCAAGGUCUACUGCUCCAUGGUGAUUUUUACCUCGCUGCAUCUGGGAGUCCUGUUUACGAAAACCACAUUGGAUGUCCUGCCAACGGGCGAACUGCAGGCCAUUACCGAUGCCCUCACCAUGACCAUAAUAUACUUUUUCACCGGCUAUGCCAUCUACUGGUGCCUCCGCUCCCGACGCCUCCUGGCCUACAUGGAGCACAUCAACCGCGAGUAUCGCCACCAUUCGCUGGCCGGGGUGACCUUUGUGAGCAGCCAUGCGGCCUUCCGGAAGUCCUGGAACUUCACGGCCGUGUGGAUAAUGGCCUGCCUGCUGGGCGUGAUCUCCUGGGGCGUCUCGCCCCUGAUGCUGGGCAUCCGGAUGCUGCCCCUGCAGUGCUGGUAUCCCUUCGACGCCCUGGCCCCCGUCACAUAUUCGGCGGUGUAUGCCACCCAGCUGUUCGGCCAGGUCCUCGUGGGCGUGACCUUUGGCUUUGGGGGAUCUUUUGUCACCCUCAGCCUGCUGCUGCUGGCCCAGUUCGAUGUGCUCUACUGCAGCCUAAAGAACCUGGACGCCCAUGCCAAGCUGCUGGCCGGGGAGUCCGUUAAUGGCCUGAGAUUACUACAAGAUGAGUUACUUAAGGACUCUACCAGGGAGUUGAAUCAGUAUGCCGUACUAAAGGAGCACCCACUGAUCUGUUGAUAAUGUCGGCAAAAAGCCGAUGUCUUCUGGGGGAAAUGUGUUUCACAGCGCCUGGUGGAAUGCGUUCGCCUGCAUCGCUUCAUCCUGCACUGUGCCGUGGAGUUGGAGACUUUCAGCCCGUACUGCCUGGUCAAGUCCUUACAGAUCACUUUCCAGCUCUGCCUGCUGGUUUUUGUGGGAGUUUCGGGGACCGAGAGGUCCUGGGAUUGUUAACCAAUUCAGUACCUGGGACUCACCCUCUUCGAGCUUCUGAUGUUCACCUAUUGCGGUGAGUUGCUGAGUAGGCAUAGCAUUCGAUCUGGAGAUGCCUUCUGGCGAGGCUCAUGGUAACACGCCCACUUCAUCGCCAGGACAUCCUAUCUUUUGGUCAACAGUCGACGGGCAGUCCACGUGAGUGCCGGCAAAUUCUAUGUGAUGGAUGUGAAUCGUCUGAGAUCGGUUAUAACGCAGGCGUUUAGCUUCCUGACUUUGCUGCAAAAGCUGGCUGCCAAGAAGGCCGAACCGGAUCUCUGAACUGGAACCGCAUUCCUUCGUAUCCUUUGUACACGGUGAUAUUUAUUCAGCACAUUAAAAACAAGUCGAGUUAAAAUGCAAAUAAUAUUUGCGUUACCGCGUCCCAAUAUUUACUUAACAUCUUGCAGCACGAGCAGAUGUGGGCCCAACUCACUUUUUCGACUAACGAAGCUCCGCGAAAAGCGGCUAUAAGCCCAUGUCUGUGUUGCCUUGGCUUGUCACUGAUAAACAGCCCUUUUUCCAAACAAUUUUGAGGGAAGUUUCCGCUACAAAAGUCAAAAUAUUCUUAAGGGUGA
This is a messenger RNA of Drosophila suzukii, 1752 nucleotides long. It is a transcript of the gene Or85e, whose product is annotated as Odorant receptor 85e. Gene Ontology annotation, molecular function: odorant binding; olfactory receptor activity. Gene Ontology annotation, cellular component: plasma membrane. Lineage: Eukaryota; Metazoa; Arthropoda; Insecta; Diptera; Drosophilidae. The record is from RefSeq and is a predicted model, not a curated record. Gene Ontology annotation, biological process: sensory perception of smell; detection of chemical stimulus involved in sensory perception of smell.